ACGAUUUCAUUGGAUCGAUAAGCAGUUUUCUUCCUCACUAGUUCUAGCCUCUCCUACCGUUUAAUUGGCAUUUGGCAACUGUUUAUCAGCUUUCUGCCUUGUGUUUCGACUUUUUAGUACUAGUACUUAUUCUCAUUAACCUGGUGUAAAGAAUCAGACAGAGCUCAGUUUUGAAGUACGUAAAUAAUCCAACCUUGGCAAAUCCGUCGUUGACGAUCGAGCGGCUUGUUUGGCCUUAGAGGAUACCGACCCAGAUGUCGGCAAAUGUUGUGCCUCUCGAGUGGGAUUCUCUGCCCAAUGCUGAAAUCAAAGCCUCUCUGUUUUGUUUGGUUUUCCGGAAUCGCUUUUGCGAUACUUCCAGCAAUUGGCGAGUGUGGUGGGACGAUGGAACCACGCAACAUAGUCGGAUCAUUUUUUUUCAAUCGUACCGCCGUCGCACUGGGCGGCACCGUCAUUUUCGUCUGCAAUGCGACAAAAAGCGGCGGCGUGCAGUGGCUGCAUCAGGAAAAGCGCAUUGAUUCCCAAAAAAAUGAUUCCGUUGUCGGUGCUAAACGGCACUGGCGUGUCAGUUCUCCGGUUAACCACACCGGACCGCACACGUUGACGAUUACCAAUGUGCAACUGGAGGAUGCCGGCAGAAUCCAGUGUGUGGCCGAUCCUGUGAAGCCCGGCGCGAGAAAAACUACCGUUUGGGCAUUGCUAGUUAUCGGUACCAAGAUCAACGGGAAAGCAGUUUCACCGGCAAACGCGCGAAUUACUGCGGGAAAUAAAGUCGAUUUGACGUGCUUCUUCAAAGGCGAACAACCUUUGCCAUCCCUAACAUGGUACCGCAACUCUGUCGCAAUGGAUGAAACUUACUGUAACCUUCAGCCAUCAUACUCAAAUAACAGCUGUGAGGUGACGAAGGUAAACAAUGCAAUUACUCUGCGGUUUGUAGCUACGAGAGGUCUUGGUGGGGCUAAUUUCACCUGCAAACCUCGGGGAGACGACAGGAAAGGGCCGGGAAGCGUCGUCGGCGCCGUUGCACUACCAUCCUUUCAGUUGAUUGUUGAAGGUAAUCGUUCCGCAAGUGAACCAUGGCCCGGAGUCGAAACGAGUGUCAAACGGGCAAUCACAUCGGCGCGUCCAUUUACUCGGAAACCAUCGCCAACAGCUGUCAAAGCGACGGAUGCAUCUGCAGGGUACAGGUUCAUGACGGCAACAACCGAUGAUGUGAAAACGUCCCCCACACCACGGCGAUCCCCACUCAUUCCGGAUUGGGUUUUAGCGGCCAUCGCCACCAUAUUCGUGGGGAUCGCGCUGUUCUCUGUGUCCCUUCUGAUCGUGAUUGUGCUAAAGAAAAAGUGCCCUAACUGGGAAAGGCGACAUCGCAGAAAUCAAGGCUCACUGUCAUCGCCGUCUUCGAUUAAUCCUACCGGGGUCCAAGUGAUGAACAACGUGCACACCCCGCUGCCGUGCCGGUCGUCGGUGUCAUCCGCUGCCUUCCUCUUGACUGACACGCCGGCCUCGAAACAGUCAAUGGCUCCUUUCAUAUCCGAAGGGACAGGAACUACUCGCGCCUACAAGAAGCACGGUGCGGAAAGCGUCAGCUAUUUUGUCUAGUUGGCUUAUUUGCACUGUAAGCAAAAAAUAGCGCCAGUGUCGAAAGUAGCCGAUUUUAAUUUGUCUCGCAUCGGCGUGUGGUUUUCGCUUUGUCUGAUUGUCAUAACCAGUCUUCUGUUUU
This is a messenger RNA of Paramacrobiotus metropolitanus, 1723 nucleotides long. RefSeq lists its product as uncharacterized. NCBI's taxonomy places the organism in Eukaryota, Metazoa, Tardigrada, Eutardigrada, Parachela, Macrobiotidae. Bases 265 to 1602 code for a protein of 445 amino acids. The record is from RefSeq and is a predicted model, not a curated record. The transcript has 7 exons. Gene Ontology annotation, cellular component: cell-cell junction. Gene Ontology annotation, molecular function: cell adhesion molecule binding. Gene Ontology annotation, biological process: cell-cell adhesion.